Messenger RNA from Anthostomella pinea, 519 nucleotides. Lineage: Eukaryota; Fungi; Ascomycota; Sordariomycetes; Xylariales; Xylariaceae. The record is from the annotation of a GenBank genome assembly.
AUGUCGGAGAAGGCCCAGAACCCCAUGCGGGAGCUCCGCAUCCAGAAGCUCGUCCUGAACAUCUCGGUUGGUGAAUCUGGCGACAGAUUGACCCGUGCCGCCAAGGUGUUGGAGCAGCUGAGCGGUCAGACUCCUGUCUACAGCAAGGCCCGAUACACUGUCCGAACCUUCGGUAUCCGACGUAACGAAAAGAUUGCCGUACACGUCACCGUCCGUGGCCCCAAGGCCGAGGAGAUUCUGGAGCGUGGCCUCAAGGUCAAGGAAUACGAGCUGCGCAAGCGCAACUUCAGCGAGACUGGCAACUUUGGCUUCGGCAUCAGCGAACACAUCGAUCUCGGCAUCAAGUACGACCCCGCGAUUGGUAUCUACGGCAUGGACUUCUAUUGCUGCAUGACCCGACCCGGUGAGCGUGUCUCGCGCCGCCGACGAUGCAAGAGCAGAAUUGGCGCUCAACAUCGCAUCGACCGUGGCGAGACCGUCAAAUGGUUCAAGCAGCGCUUCGAUGGCAUCGUCCGAUAA